AACACCUAUCGUGACACUAACGAUAAGUUAAUUGAUAAUGUAGAAAGCAAGCUCGACGAAAACAGCUAUAUAUGUACACCGCAGCUCACCUUGUUGUAGAUUUUGUGGAAACAUCAUCUGUAGUCAAAUAAACCUACGAAGCUCGAUUAAUCAAUAACAGUUGUUCAAUAGAUUACUCGAAUAUCUAAUUUAUCUUACAUAUCUAGCUUGUUCAAUUUAGGAACCAUGUCGAUUCAACAACUUGUCUUAGUUACUGGUGUUACAGGCUUCAUUGGAGCCCAUGUUGCUGUGUCUUUGCUCAACAAAGGUUACCGUGUGCGUGGUACCGUCCGCUCCAUGGAGAAGGCUAAUGAGCUUGUCCGCUUAAAUCCCGAGCUCAAAGACAAGAUCGAAUUUGUCAUCGUCAAGGACAUUGUAGAACCCGAUGCGUUUAAGGAUGCUGUCAAGGACUGUGACUAUGUUUGUCAUGUUGCUUCUCCUUUCUUUGUCGAAAACAUCACAGACAACAAGACUCAACUUUUGGACCCCGCUGUUAAAGGUACACUCAGUGCCUUGGAGGCAGCCAUCACUGAACCCAAGGUAAAGCGUGUUGUCAUCACAUCUUCUUUUGCUGCUGUCGUUAAUCGAGGCAGGGACCCCAAUGCUGGGUAUAACUAUACUGAGAAGGACUGGAAUCCCGUUAGUUAUGAGGAGGCUGUAAGUACUAAGAACGGUCUCAGUGCUUACUCUGCCUCUAAAAAGUUCUCCGAAAAGGCUGCUCGUGACUUUGUCAAGGAAAAGCAACCUCAUUUCGAUAUUUGCACCAUCAACCCUCCUUAUGUGUUAGGUCCUCCCAUCCAUCCCAUGAACAGUAUGGAAUCCUUGAACGUUUCUAAUCAAGUUCUGUGGAAACUCAUCAAUGGCUCCAAGGUACAACCUUCUGUGCAAGCUUAUCAAGUGGACGUCCGUGACAUUGCCAAUGCUCACGUAUUUGCACUCGAGAAUAAGCAACUGAGCAAUGGUCGUUUGCUCGUUUCCCAAGGUCCUUUAUUCACCAAUCGCAUAAGCAAAGUUCUUCUUGAAAAGUUCCCAGAAAAGAAGGAUAUAAUUUCCGAACCUUCUGAUGUCCCUUUUAACGAAAAAAUGCACAAGGUAGACAGCUCGCUCUCCAAAUCCCUUGGCUUGCAAUACUACAGCGAAGAGCAAACUUAUGUUGACACUGCCACGAAGCUUUGGGAGCGUGCCAAGCAAUUUGCCGAAGCUAAGUAAGUUGUUUAACGACUGUCUUUCGAACCUUAUGAUUUCAUUUUUCUUCAUGUAGCAUUUUUCUCUAGUUAUUUUUAUAUAAUUUGAAUAGCCCUUAGUCUUAAUUUGAAAAUUUUAGAGUGUCUACCACUUUUAAUCUUUUCCUUUGUCAUGUAUUCUGAUGUAAAAUUGAAUUAGAAAUAAAUAUAAUUAGAGUUGGA
This is a messenger RNA of Schizosaccharomyces cryophilus OY26, 1445 nucleotides long. Its product is annotated as flavonol reductase/cinnamoyl-CoA reductase family protein. Gene Ontology annotation, molecular function: oxidoreductase activity, acting on the CH-OH group of donors, NAD or NADP as acceptor. The record is from RefSeq and is a predicted model, not a curated record. Lineage: Eukaryota; Fungi; Ascomycota; Schizosaccharomycetes; Schizosaccharomycetales; Schizosaccharomycetaceae. The transcript has 2 exons. Bases 226 to 1248 code for a protein of 340 amino acids.